Molecule: messenger RNA, 1012 nt
Organism: Folsomia candida
Lineage: Eukaryota; Metazoa; Arthropoda; Collembola; Entomobryomorpha; Isotomidae
Exons: 5
Coding region: 184-759 (191 amino acids)
Source: RefSeq, a predicted model, not a curated record
GGGGGUGCAAAAUCAAGACAUCGAAUCAAGGCAUCGACUAGUCGAAAUUUAAAAAUCUUCUUCAUCUUUAUUAGUGUUUCUAUCCAUCCCUUAUCUUAAUUGUUAACCCAGUUAUUUCUUUCUUCCUAUUUGUUAAACCCGUUCCCAAAAAUAUAAUCUUUUGUACGUGCCAUCACCACACCAAUGGCACUUCCUGGACGUAAAAGCUUAAUAAUUAAUGCCGCCAAAUCACCUUCACAACAUCAACACGGGAAUCUGACCGGGUCUCGGAGAGUGGUCAAUGAUAACGUGGUCACGUUGUAUAACGCUACCCAAAUGUGGAACACCAUUUACCUUGGCGGAGUUCAGGCUUUACGGGAUGUACAAAAAACUCCAGAAAGUGACGACUCGUUUCAAACGUGCUGUGAAAAGUUGGGUGUGACCGUGGAAUCAAUGAAUCAACAAGUUGCCAUUAUGCAGGAUUGCGUCAACAAAUUUACUAGUCUUUCCAAACUAGACACGACUUCUGGCUUCCCAGUUUUUAUUUCUUGGAGCCAUCAGGCUUUUGCUGAAUCUUCUGCCAGGAUAACGACUGCUUAUCUAGCCGAGAGCAAAAGAAGGGAGAAAAUGGUCAAGAUUUUGAAGAACUUUCCACCAAGUACGAAACAGUUCGAGGCGCUUUACAUUGCUUGGAUUCAUCGAGUCGACAUCACGCCGGAAGACGACGCCCAGAUGCAAGCCAUGCUUUAUGAGGCGGAAAUACGACCCCCGCCGGUAUAAAGAGGGGGAGAUAAUGUUCCCCUGGGUAGUUUGUGACAUGAUUCAGGUGGUACUCGUCGUCUAAAUUGUUUGGGAACGUUUAUAAGAUAUGGAGGCAACUUGCGCCACAUGUUAAGAAGAAAAUGGUCAAUUUUGUGUCACAUAUUUUAUAAACGUUCCCUUAGAAGGUGCAGAAAAAUAAUUAGAAGCCGGGUUUACAAUUCACUUUAGUGUUCUUGAUUUAAUCAACAUACAAAUAAAAUAGUUUCAGACA